Molecule: messenger RNA, 2623 nt
Organism: Magallana angulata
Lineage: Eukaryota; Metazoa; Mollusca; Bivalvia; Ostreida; Ostreidae
Product: vacuolar protein sorting-associated protein 4B-like
Exons: 12
Coding region: 16-1650 (544 amino acids)
Biological process (GO): vacuole organization; endosomal transport
Molecular function (GO): ATP binding; ATP hydrolysis activity
Source: RefSeq, a predicted model, not a curated record
UGCAUUUUUCUUAGCAUGUAUUUGUUAUUAAUUGCUAGUUCUAUUACCAAUUUUUUGGAAAAUAUUUUAGACAGGACGAAAAAGCUAAAGCAUGCUUUAGAAAAAAAAUCUAAAAAGCCUGUGGCAGACGGAAGAGAAGCAGGAUCAAUUAAUACAGCAGAUGAUAGAGAAACAGGAUCCAACAAUAAUAAGGCAGAUGGAGAAAAAGCAACGUCAGUUAAUAAAGCAAAUGGAAGAGAAACAGGAUCAAAUAAUAAUGCAGAUGGAGGAAAUGUAGGAUCAAAUAAUAAAGGGAAAAACAAACAAGCAUUAGAAUAUGAAUUACGACUAAAGUCUUCAAUUUCAACUAAUACAUUACAGAAAGCCAUAGAGCUAGUAACAAAAGCCACUGAAGAAGACAAAAACAAAAAUUAUGAAGAAGCUUUUCGACUGUAUGAACAUUCAGUGGAAUAUUUUCUACAUGCUAUGAAAUAUGAGGCACAGAGUGAAAAGGCGAGAGACAGUAUCAGAGCCAAAUGUGCACAGUAUCUAGAUAGGGCAGAAAAGCUGAAGCAGUUUUUGAAUAAAAAGUCAAAAAAACCUGUUGCAGAUGGAGGAGGGUCAGGAUCAAAUAAUAAAGGGAAAUCUGCAAAGAACAAUGAAUCUGAAAGUGAUGAGGAGGAAGAUCCAGACAAAAAGAAGUUUGCCAAUCAGCUAUCAGGUGCCAUUGUUAUGGAAAGACCAAAUAUAAAGUGGGAUGAUGUUGCUGGUUUACACAUGGCUAAAGAAGCUCUUAAAGAGGCUGUCAUUUUACCUGGAAAAUUCCCUCACUUGUUUACUGGUAAAAGAAAACCUUGGAGGGGAAUUUUAUUGUUUGGACCCCCUGGUACUGGAAAGUCUUACCUAGCUAAGGCAGUGGCUACCGAGGCAAACAACUACACAUUUUUCUCGGUGUCCUCGUCAUAUUUGGUGUCAACGUGGCUGGGUGAAAGUGAAAAAUUGGUAAAGACAUUAUUUUUGUUGGCUCGUGAAAAUAAACCUAGCAUUAUAUUCAUUGAUGAAGUGGACAUACUGUUUGGAUCACGUAGUGAGAAUUGGUCUCAUAGAAGCAAGACUGAGUUCCUAGUCCAGAUGCGGGGUGUCGGGGUGGACAAUGAUGGGGUGACCUUGCUGGGAGCCACCAGUAAACCAUGGUUAUUAGACUCGGCCUUUAGGAAAAGAUUUGAAAAAAGAAUUUAUAUUCCCUUACCUGAAGCCCCUGCAAGAACAGAAAUGUUCAAAAUUCAUCUGGGAAACACCCCUCAUUCAAUCACAGAGGAAGAAUUCCGAGAACUUGGGAAGAGAACGGAUGGGUACUCUGGAGCUGACAUACAAGUCGUGGUCCGUGAUGCUCUGAUGCAGCCUGUCAGGAAAGUUCAGACAGCCACACACUUUAGACGAGUGCGAGGUCCAGCACGAGAUGACCCCAAUGUUAUAGUGGAUGACCUUUGGACCCCUUGUUCUCCUAAUGCCCCCGGAGCCAUGGAAAUGACCUGGACAGAAGUUGAUGAAAAUAAAGUUUUAGAGCCCAUUGUAUCAAUAUCUGAUAUGUUGAUGGCUUUAGCCACAUCCAAACCUUCACUGAAUGCAGCAGACUUAAAGAAACUGGAAGAUUUCACCGCUGAUUUUUAGCAAUUUAAUUAGGAUAUUCUGUGAUAGGAAGGGGCCAUAGAUCUCCCAGUGUUCUUGUUUUUUUUUGGUCUUUAGUGUGUGUAAACCAAAAUAUAAACAGGACUCUUAUCUGGUCUAAAAUACUGAUCUGAUUGCAUAUAAACAUCUGGUUAUGUAUGGUAUUCUUGUGAUAGAAUUGAAUUGCAUUAUAUAUAUAUAUAUAUAUAUAUAUAUAUAUAUAUAUAUAUAUAUAUAUAUAUAUAUACACUGCAGAAAGAAUAGAAUAUAAUAUGAUGAAAGAUGCGGAAAGCCAAAGGGUUAAAUAUCAUAUCUAUGAAAUUAUAAAUUUUGGUUUCCUAAAUGCGGAAAUAGUUUCUAUAAACUGUAUGAAUAAGGGAAUUAAAUCUUGUGUAACUGCCAAGGGUUUAACCUCUGAUAUCUUUCCUUGUACAGUGGUUGAUAGAAAAGGGAAAAAUUUAUCACAUUUUUUAUUUGCACUCUAUUUUAAUGAUUUAGAAGGAUUUUUAUCAACAAAUGAUGUAAAAGGUUUGACAUCACUAUCGUAUAUCAAUUAGAAUUAUACAAAUGUAAUUUGUUUCUAAGACUUGUUGUACUAUUUUAUGCAGAUGAUACAAUAUUAUCAGAAACUCGUGAUGAUCUUCAACAACAACUUGAUGUUUUUCAAAGAUAUUGUAAAAGCUGGCACCUAAAAUAACAAAAAUUGUUAUAUUUCACAAAGGUAGAUCCAAUGUAGACUAUUCAUUAAAGUACGGAGACAAUAGCCUAGAAAUUGUAUAUAAUUUUAAAUACCACGAAGUACGUUUUUGUAAAAAAUAGAUCAUUCAAUCUCAAUAUGAAAGAACUCUGUGAAAAGGCUAUUGAAGAUAUGUAUAGUUUAAUAGGUAAAUGUAGAAAAUAUAAUAUGUCAAUUGAAUUAAAUAUUGAAUGACUGUGGUCUAUCUUUUAUUUUGUAACAAUAAAAUGUUAAUAUCCA